This is a messenger RNA of Acytostelium subglobosum LB1, 972 nucleotides long. RefSeq lists its product as hypothetical. The annotation marks the transcript as partial. The transcript has 2 exons. Gene Ontology annotation, biological process: lipid metabolic process. Lineage: Eukaryota; Evosea; Eumycetozoa; Acytosteliales; Acytosteliaceae. The record is from RefSeq and is a predicted model, not a curated record.
AUGAAGUUUGUUGUAAUUCUAUCUGCUGUAUUAUUAUUUACCGCUAUUGCAUCGGCUUCCCAAGCCGUGAAGCUGUCUACAUGCCGUGCUGUCACGAUGAGUGGAGCUGGUGAUAGAGGUGCUUUCGAGGCUGGUAUCUUUGCUGGUUUGGUCCAGAUGCGUCAGGCACUAGAUGUCCAAUGGAAUGUCGUCACUGGUAUCAGUGCAGGUUCCAUCAAUGCCGCUGCCACUGCCAUGUUCAACGUUGGUGAUGAGGAGGCUGCUUCAAACUUCCUUACAACUCAAUGGGACACCAUCAAGAGAAAGGACAUGUAUGCAUCAGUCACAGGCUGGACCAUCAAUCAAUCACUCGCUCACUCAACCCAAUCCAAUCAAUCACUUCACUUAGAUUUGGUCGAGAACUUGAAUGCCAAGAUGUUGGCCGAGUCCAACAGAACAUUGUUGGUCGGUGCUACUAGCUAUGACACUGGUCUGUUUAACACUUGGGAGAAGGAUGAUGAUGAGAUCGUGUUGGGCGUUAAGGCCUCGGCUUCUAUUCCAGGUUUGUUCGAACCAACUGCUGUGCACGGCCAACUAUACAUGGACGGUGGUGCCACCUACAUGACGCCAGUGACCGACACUGCCCGUCUCUGUAACGAUACUGGCGCCGAGACCAUCCUCAUCGACGUGAUCUUGGGUGUCGGCAAGCCAGAGACCUUUGACAACGUGACCAACUGGAAGACCCCAUCGCUCAUGCUGAGAACCGCCUCAAUCGUCGAGCACAACAUCUUCCUCAAGGACAUCGAGACUGCCUUCCAAGCCUACCCAUCCAUCAAGAUCAACCUCUACUACCCAAGCCAACGUCUUCCAGGUGAUUUCCUCGGCUUCCAGUACUCCAAGGAGAUGAUUGCCAUGGGAAUCAAGGAUGCCAAUGCCGAGUCCAGUCUACAACUUGACAUCAGCAACUACAACGAGUUGCUCGCUACUCUCAGA